Passer montanus (Eurasian tree sparrow) is the source of this 3317-nucleotide messenger RNA. It is a transcript of the gene RASGRP3, whose product is annotated as RAS guanyl releasing protein 3. Gene Ontology annotation, biological process: positive regulation of GTPase activity; Ras protein signal transduction. Gene Ontology annotation, molecular function: guanyl-nucleotide exchange factor activity; calcium ion binding. Gene Ontology annotation, cellular component: plasma membrane. Bases 506 to 2584 code for a protein of 692 amino acids. The transcript has 18 exons. Lineage: Eukaryota; Metazoa; Chordata; Aves; Passeriformes; Passeridae. The record is from RefSeq and is a predicted model, not a curated record.
UGCUGUGGUCCAGAAAGACCAUCUGUGUUUAACAGAAUCAGAAAUCAAAAGGAAAGUCUUUACAAUGUACUCAGUAUUACUGAGACAAGUGAUUUUCAUGGUGUUAAGUCAGGUAGACUAAACAAGAGCUAUAGAAGAUAAAAACUAGUUCUUUGUUUCUUCUUCUGUAUAGUUUACCAGGAAAAGUUAUGUAAUUUUGUGCAACGUAUUCCAUGAGGCAAUGGAAUGUGAAGACAAGAAGGAGACGACUGAGGAGGGCUGCUGAGUGGAAGAGCCAUGGGCAGGACACUGCUGGGAGCAAAUAACCUCAGCAUCUCCAUAUCCUGAGAAGAACUCGUUGAAAAAAGGAGAGUGAUGCAAGUUGGAUACCUGUCAAAUUAAGAUUUUCAUUGAAGUCCAGCUAAGAAUGCAACCAACAAAAUAAAGUGAAAAAGCUGGGCAUUUGAAGAAGCAUCCUUCUACUUGGUGAAAAUGUCUCUUAUUUUUUGACAACGAUUAAAAGACAAUGGGGUCAAACACUCUUGGAAAGGCUGCAACAUUAGAUGAGCUUUUGAACACUUGUAUUGAAAUGUUUGAUGACAAAGGAGACCCGUGCUCCAGCCAUUUGCCAAGAACCUUUCUUUUAAUGCACCGGUGGUAUCUGCCUUCGACAGAGCUGGCUGGCAAGCUUCUGUCCACUUACAGAGAUGCUGAUGGGGAGAACUGCAAUGAAUUCAGAUUGAAAAUCUGCUACUUCAUGAGAUACUGGAUUUUGGAAUUCCCUGCAGAGUUUAACUUGGAUCUUGGGCUGAUUCGUUUGACUGAAGAGUUUCAAGAAGUAGCCAGCCAGCUUGGAUAUGAGGAUCACAUCCAUCUCAUUGAUAUCUCCAGCAUUCCUUCCUACGACUGGAUGAGAAGAGUUACACAGAGGAAGAAGAUUUCCAAGAAAGGAAAAGCCUGCCUGCUGUUUGACCAUCUGGAGCCCAUUGAACUAGCUGAACAUCUCACUUUUCUGGAGCAUAAAUCUUUUAGGAGAAUUUCUUUCACAGAUUACCAAAGCUAUGUGAUCCAUGGCUGCUUGGAAAACAAUCCCACUCUGGAGAGAUCUAUUGCUUUAUUUAAUGGUAUCUCUAAAUGGGUCCAGCUCAUGGUUCUCAGCAAACCAACACCCCAGCAAAGAGCAGAAGUAAUCACAAAGUUUAUCAAUGUUGCACAGAAGCUCCUUCACCUCCAGAACUUCAACACACUGAUGGCAGUUGUGGGAGGUCUAAGCCACAGCUCUAUUUCUCGCCUGAAAGAGACUCAUUCUCAUCUGUCCUCGGAAGUCACAAAGGACUGGAACGAAAUGACAGAGCUGGUCUCUUCCAAUGGAAACUACUGCAACUACCGCAAGGCUUUUGCUGACUGUGUUGGCUUCAAAAUUCCUAUUUUAGGAGUCCAUUUGAAAGACUUGAUUGCUGUCCAUGUCAUUUUUCCUGACUGGAUAGAUGAGAACAAAGUUAACAUAGUGAAAAUGCAGCAGCUCUCCAUCACCUUGAGUGAACUGGUUUCUCUGCAAACUGCUUCUCAUCAUUUAGAGCCUAAUUUGGAUUUAAUUAACCUGCUAACCCUGUCCCUGGACCUCUACCACACUGAGGAUGAUAUCUACAAGCUCUCGCUGGUGCUGGAGCCAAGGAACUCCAAAUCUCAGCCUACCUCCCCGACCACCCCCAACAAGCCAGUAGUGCCACUGGAGUGGGCAUCUGGAGUGGUACCCAAACCUGACCCUACAGUCAUCAACAAGCACAUCCGGAAACUGGUGGAUUCUGUCUUUAGGAACUACGACCAUGACCAUGAUGGUUACAUAUCUCAGGAAGACUUUGAGAGUAUAGCUGCCAACUUCCCAUUCCUGGACUCUUUCUGUGUGCUGGACAAAGACCAAGAUGGUCUUAUAAGCAAAGAAGAAAUGAUGGCUUACUUUCUAAGAGCUAAAUCACAGUUCCAGUGUAAAAUGGGACCAGGGUUUAUUCACAACUUUCAGGAAAUGACCUACCUUAAACCAACUUUCUGCGAGCACUGUGCAGGAUUUCUCUGGGGUAUAAUCAAACAAGGCUACAAAUGUAAAGAUUGUGGUGCCAACUGUCACAAGCAAUGCAGAGACCUGCUUGUGCUGGCUUGCAGGAAAUUUUCCAGAGGAACUUCAGUAGGCAGCAACCAUGGGUCUCUGCCUAGCAGUCCAUCUCUGCCUCCAGUCCAAGAUGAAGUGUUUGAAUUUCCCAGUGUUGCUGCAGAACACCAGGACCUUGAUGGCAGAGCUAUCACCCUUGUCACUGGCUCUUCACAGAAAAUUUCUGUGCGGCUGCAGCGGGUGACCACCAGCCAAGCAACACAGACAGAACCACUCUGGCAUGAGCCCGGUUGGAAUGAUUCAGGUUCCCAUACUUUCCCCAAAAUGAAGUCCAAAUUCCACGGAAAAGCUGGGAAGAACAAAGGCUUUGCAAAGUGGGAGAAUGAAAAGCCCAGCAUGCAGGCUGAUGUAGAGCAAGAAGCCGAGGCCCCACAGGAUAUACAGGAUCACAAUGGAAUAGAAACUCUCCCAGAAAGACAAGAAUCUGAGGAUAGCUGAUUGCACACCCUGAAGCACAGAAAACUAAAGAUGACAACUACAGCAAGUGUUGAUGGACUGUCACAGACCACAUUUGGCCAUAAGGCGUGCUCCCAUACCUCAUCCUUUUAAACCCAACCAUUGCCCUGUUUUCUUAGCUGAAAGGUGUUAUAAGGCACUAUUUAUUUUCUCACAAGUAAUAAGCCAUUUCGAUGAACAUCGCCCAGCCACAGCAGCACAGAUCUCUGUGGUCAGUGUUUUCUUUUGUAUGACUUCUGUGGAAACUUCCUCCACAUGCCAGUGAGGAUAUACUCAGCCUUCUUUAAAUGCACUGCAUCAUUUCAGAGUGACUGCCAGCAACAGCAAUGGUGAGGACAGAAGCCAAGCAUCCAAGUUUGUUCAAUAACACUCCUUUCCCAAGGCUUGUAAUGAUAAUUUAAGGAAAGAAGUAGGUGUGCAUGUUGAUUAAAUCUCAAACAAAAAUCUCUCACAAAAUCCUCUAUACUGAAUUCUUCACGCACCUGGGGUUUUGAAUUUUGGCCAUGUUUACCUUGCUGCAGUGAACGUUUGGUGUUCAGCACAGUGAUAUCGGUUCCCAGACUGGGGAUCCUUCAAAUAGGCAGCAGCUGGCUGAGACUGAAGGAAAUCCAAGACACUAUGUGUUUUUCUGGUUACACCACAGUGGAGAAGGGUGACCUUUGCCAGCACUGAUUAUGGUAACAUUAGCAUGCAAUAAACACUUUAGUUUUAAGUG